AAAUCUUCUCAUCGACCACUAAAAUUAAGCUAUAUAUCUAUAGAAAAUAUUCUCAAAUCGGUAGUAUUUUAUAUAUUAUACUUGUUAAGAUUAUUUUGACUCGUGUACUUUAUUUUAGAUUGGUUUCAAUUAAUAUGGGGUUACGUCGUAAUUAUGAAUUUUGGGCUGUUGCUCUGGUGUUGAUUUUGAGUACGUGCACAGCUCAACUUUCUUCCACAUUUUACGACAGCACUUGCCCAAAUGCUCUUUCUACCAUUCGAACUUCGAUCAGAACAGCGGUUUCGAAAGAGCGUCGCAUGGCAGCUUCUCUCAUCCGCCUUCAUUUUCACGACUGCUUUGUUCAGGGAUGUGAUGCAUCACUUUUGCUCGAAGAUUCAGACUCCAUCGUCAGUGAAAAGAGCGCUCUUCAAAACAGUGGGUCGAUCAGAGGUGAAAAUGUAAUAGAAGAUGCAAAAGCCAAAGUGGAGAGCAUAUGCCCUGGGGUCGUAUCUUGUGCCGAUAUUCUUGCCGUUGCAGCUCGAGAUGCAUCCGUUGCUGUGGGUGGUCCCUCUUGGACUGUCACGCUUGGGAGACGAGAUUCGACCACAGCAAGCAAAUCUGAAGCUGAGACAGAUCUGCCUCUUUUCACAGCAACUCUUCAACAGUUGAUUGCUUUAUUUGACCGCAAAGGUCUUACUGCCAGAGACAUGGUUGCUCUAUCAGGAUCGCAUACUAUUGGACAAGCUCAAUGCGGAUUCUUUCGUGCUAGGAUAUACAACAACCAGAGUGACAUCGAUGCUAACUUCGCUAGAACUCGCCAACGCCGCUGUCCUUCUACUGCCUCAUCUCAAGCUGAUUCAACUUUGGCACCACUUGAUUUGGUCACACCCAAUUCCAUCGAUAACAAUUACUUUAGGAAUUUGAUUCAAAAGAAGGGUCUUCUCGCGUCCGACCAAAUCCUCUUCAGUGGAGACUCAACAGAUAGCAUUGUCAAUGAGUAUAGCAAGAGCCCUUCCACCUUUAGCUCUGAUUUCGCUUCUGCCAUGAUUAAGAUGGGAGACAUCCAGCCUCUUACCGGUUCUGCUGGGGUCAUUAGAAAAAUUUGCAGUUCUCUCAGCUAAACUUCAUUCUACAUAUAUAUUGUAAUUAAACAAAAAGUUGUUAUUAUUUUAUUCUAUUCCUUGCUUAUUUCAAAAAUUGUAAACAAAAGUACUAGCUCGUGAUCAUUAUUUUGUUUUACUUCGUUAAUACAUAUACAUGCAAGUGUAAACAAUUAAGUCGAAAUUCUAAUUAUUGUUAUAAACA
Molecule: messenger RNA, 1284 nt
Organism: Humulus lupulus (European hop)
Lineage: Eukaryota; Viridiplantae; Streptophyta; Magnoliopsida; Rosales; Cannabaceae
Product: lignin-forming anionic peroxidase-like
Exons: 2
Coding region: 135-1100 (321 amino acids)
Biological process (GO): response to oxidative stress; hydrogen peroxide catabolic process
Molecular function (GO): heme binding; peroxidase activity
Source: RefSeq, a predicted model, not a curated record